This is a messenger RNA of Nannochloropsis gaditana CCMP526, 610 nucleotides long. RefSeq lists its product as uncharacterized. The transcript has a single exon. The annotation marks the transcript as partial. The record is from RefSeq and is a predicted model, not a curated record. Gene Ontology annotation, cellular component: membrane.
ACAGCGAACGCUGCCGAAAGAUGCGUCUAGUAAUCCUCUGCCAUGGCAUCAUCUUCACCUUGCUGGCAUUUGUCGGCCUUCCGGCUCAAGCUUUCAUUCCUCCAAAAGGUCUGCCUCGUUCCUCUUUUCAUCAAUUAGCACCACCUGCGCCGCGCAUUGCUAGCUCCUCUUUGCGCAUGACGAUAGAUCCAUCAAGCAUACCAUUAGCUGAAAAUACAGGGACAGUAUUACUGCUCGCAGCGAGCAGCUGGGUCUCCCCCGCAAAGGCUGUAAUUGAGCCCCUUUUAGACCUUGGCGGUGUCGCGUUCUUGGUUCGGAUCGUCCUGUCAUGGUACCCACAGGUGGAUUUAAAUAAAUUACCAGCGAAUCUGAUUGCCUGGCCAACUGAGCCCUUCCUUAGUGUUACUCGUCUCGUUGUACCUCCUGCCUUCGGUGUGGACAUCAGCCCCAUCAUUUGGUUUGCCUUCCUGAAUUUUUUGCGAGAAAUUUUGGUCAGUGAUCAAGGCAUCCUCACCCUUCUGCAACAAAAAUAAACAUUCGGUGAGUCUCCCACAUGUUUAAGUGAAGACAUAUGAAGAAUGUUUUUAAAAAAAUAAAACGAGAGUCAAAA